AUGGAAGAUGGUCUUCCCGAAUAUCAAGUUAAACUUAUUGCCUUAAGUUCUUGUAUUGGGUCUGGUUUAUUCAUUAGUAGUGCUGAUGCAAUUGCUACUGCAGGUCCAGCUGGAUGUCUUAUAGGUUAUAUCAUUAUUGCAGUAUUGGUAUUCUUCAUCGUUCAAUCUUUGGGAGAAUUGACUUCUUCUUUCCCGGUUUCUGGAAACUUUCUUAAAUACAAUUCUCGUUUUAUUGAUGAAUCUUGGGGAUUUGCUAUGAACUGGAAUUACUGUUUACAAUGGGUCGUUACAUUGCCCUUAUCACUUGUUAGUGCAUCCAUGACUAUUGAUUACUGGAAUUCUAGCAUUAGUACUGCUGUCUGGGUAGCGAUUUUUUAUGUUAUUAUCUGUGCCAUUAAUAUUUUCGGUGUAAGAGGUUAUGGGUAUGGUGAAUCAUUCUUCUCAAUUAUUAAAGUUACUGGAAUUAUCGGAUUCUGUAUCCUUGCCAUUAUUUUAAUUACCGGUGGUGUUGGACCAAAUGGAUAUAUCGGAGCUCGUUAUUGGCAUAAUCCUGGCUCUUUUGCUAAUGGGUUCCACGGAGUUUUGAAUACUCUUGUUAAUGCAGCAUUUUCAUACCUGGGUACCGAGCUUGUGGGAUUGGCUGCUGGUUCUUCAAAACAUCCUAGGAGAACCUUAAAGAAAGCAAUUAAAAGUAUCUUCUGGAGAAUUUCUAUAUUUUAUAUGCUAUCAAUAAUUCUUAUUUGUUUCUUGGUUCCAUAUAAUGAUCCUAAACUUAUGGGUAAUUCAGGAUCAUCAGCAUCUCCAUUUGUUAUUGCAAUUACCAAUGGUGGGAUCAAAGUAUUACCAUCAAUAUUUAAUGUUAUUAUCCUUUUAGCAGUACUUUCAGUUGCCAAUGCUAGUGUUUUUGCUUCAUAUAAACCAUUAGUUGCACUUGCUGAAGCUGGUCAUGGUCCAAAAUUCUUGGGUUAUAUUGAUAAUAAAGGUAGACCUAUCUAUUCUUUAUUAAUUGCUUUAGCGUUUGGUUUAAUUGGUUUCGUAUGUGCAUCAAAAGCUCAAACCCAAGUAUUCAAUUGGCUUCUCGCCUUGAGUGGAUUAUCUACAAUUUUUAUCUGGUUUUCAAUUUCAUUGGCUCAUUUAAGAGUUAAUCAUGCCAUGAAAGUUCAAGGUAUACCUAAAGAACAAAAACCAUUUACUGCUAUUGGUGGAGAAUUCGGAGCUUAUUUUUCAAUAAUAGUAAAUAUACUUGUGCUUAUUGCUCAAUUCUAUAUUGCAUUAUAUCCAGUUGGUGGACCUUAUUUAAAUGCUUCGACAUUUUUUCAAGCGUAUUUAGCCGCACCCAUUGUUAUUUGUUUCUAUCUUGGUCAUAAAAUAUAUACUAAGAAUUGGAAAUUAUACAUAAAGGCUAAAGAUAUGGAUAUAACUACUGGUAGAACCAUUAUAGAUACUGAAUUAAUGCUUCAAGAAAUUGAAGAGGAAAAGGAGAGAAAACGUCAAUUACCGUUCUAUAUGAAAUUCGUCAAUUUCUGGUGUUAA
Messenger RNA from Scheffersomyces amazonensis, 1533 nucleotides. RefSeq lists its product as uncharacterized. Gene Ontology annotation, cellular component: membrane. Gene Ontology annotation, biological process: amino acid transmembrane transport. The transcript has a single exon. NCBI's taxonomy places the organism in Eukaryota, Fungi, Ascomycota, Pichiomycetes, Serinales, Debaryomycetaceae. Gene Ontology annotation, molecular function: amino acid transmembrane transporter activity. The record is from RefSeq and is a predicted model, not a curated record. The coding region runs from base 1 to 1533 and encodes 510 amino acids.